Molecule: messenger RNA, 1616 nt
Organism: Patella vulgata (common limpet)
Lineage: Eukaryota; Metazoa; Mollusca; Gastropoda; Patellidae
Exons: 4
Coding region: 303-1139 (278 amino acids)
Source: RefSeq, a predicted model, not a curated record
UCAAUAUAGGAGACGACGAAGCCAGAACAGUAUGGAUGCAGCGGCAUUUUAACCGGUCGAUAGACAGACAGGAAUUACGAAUUCCCCCUCGCCCUCGGCACACCAUCAGUUUAUAUAAUGUUUCCUGAUUACCUCCAAAUAGAACCUGUUGCCUCUAGAACUGUCACCUCUUGUUAACUUGUACUCUAUCACACAUAAAACAAGUUAGAAAUGCUGAGAUUCAUUAUUGAAGUUUCAGAUUAGAGAGCCAGAGCACCAUACGGUGUGGAAGAGGUUGGUGACAUGAAGACGUCAAUAGGAUUAUGCAAGAUAUAAAUCGGUCCACAGACAGUUGUCGAGAUAGAGAUCUUCUAGAUGUUUUAUUACAGAAAACAGACGAACCCAGAAGUGAUGCUGGGUCAAGAAUAUCAGCAUUGCUCGCCAGAACCAACGGAAAUUUGAGUCGACCAUCAAGUUUUUCACGGCGAAGUUUAAAUCUAUCACGUCAAAGCCUGGACGCCGAUUCCAGAAUCUCCCUGUCCGAGACGGACAACAGUGUUGUCAAAUUUAUUUACAGUUUGGCGGUGUUGUCUAUAGCUUCUUUGGUUCUCUCAGCUUUAUCACUUCAGAUACUGAUAUCUCUGGUGGAGCUAGAUGGUGAUUAUAGGAACAUUACAAACGAUGGCAUGUUGAAUUCCUCUGCUACUUACUCCCUGGUUUAUGAAGCGACAACUUCGUUGGCGACUCUUGUUAUUGGGUUGGAUUUGUGCUGUUUGAUGGUGUGUUCUAUGCAAUUAUUCUUCACUGCUAAAAUACUCAGAACGUACGAAGGUUCUGAAAGGGCUUUCAAGUAUUUAAAAGAAUGUGCUAGCAGUCGUUUUAUUGCCGUUUUCAGUUUUUUCCUGUCCAUUCCAGCAUACAUGGUGGCUUUAGCCCUGUUUAUUGUUAUGAAAUUCCGAUCAACGGCAGCUCUGGCGUGUACAGUUAUACUCGGAAUCAGUCUUUUGUUUUGUAUUCUUAGUGUUAUGCAAAAUACAUACCAUUGGCGUGUAGAGAAGAGUCGUUCGGAUGAUGGAUUACCAGUGUAUGACGGCCGAACAUCACGGAAUCGGACAGUCGCAAUGGCUAUCAACCGGAAUGAGUUAUCCACCCUUGUUUAACAUAAAAUGUGCAAAUAAGGUUUGACUAAUAACGUUGGCCACCAGGUGUGAAUCCUUGGAAGUUGCAUAAUGCAAUAAUUGUGUACAUAUUAGACGAAACUUGAAGACAAGAAAUGAUACGAUACUAUUGAAAUAUUUCUUAAUUUAGUUCGUCAAGGGAAGGAAUUCUUACCUUUUUAUUUUCCCCAUCUGUCAGUGAUGCAUGUUGUCAGGAAUGCAGACGUAUAUGUGAAAUAAAACGGCAAGAAAUUUGAAAACUGUGCUUUGUUUAAAUGAUAUGAAAAGGUUUUUUUUUGUCAUUGAACUUAUUCAUUGUAUAGUAUUUGAAUAAAUUGAGUACUUGAAAACCCCGGUAUGAUGAAAACAUUAACCAUAAUACCCAGUUAGAAUUAACAUUAACGAAAAGGUAACAUUUCUUUUUUUUGAUUUAUUAUAAAAUUAUUAAAUGGAUUAUAGAGAUGACAAAUUUGUUAAUAA